AUGCAUCUGCUGUUGCUGGUGACGUGGGCUUGUCUCGUAUGCCAAGUGUUCUGUGAUGAUGUCUCGGACUUUCUGACAAAGAUACCAGACUGCGCUGGAAGCUGUCUUGUCGAUCUCGUAUCAACAUCAACCUGUGGCAUUGACGUCCAAUGUCUUUGCGCCGACCCGAAACUCAAGACGCAGGUCGCAAGCUGUGUUCAGAAGAAAUGCCUGCCAAGGGACUCAUUAGCGACGCUGAAUGUCACCUCAGUUGCUUGUGAUUUUCCGGUGCGAGACAAACAUGCGCAAUUCGACAUUUUGGCCAUUACGUUGGUUACAAUCACGGCGAUUGCGGUUGGUCUUCGGUUUUGGGAGAAGCUGCGAUACGAGAGGAAGUUCAGGCUGGAUGAUUAUCUCGUCGUAGCUGUCUUUCUACUUGAUCUGGGGAACACUAUUGUUUGUGUUCAUGGCCUUUCGGGCAAUGGUCUCGGGAGAGACGCAUGGCUUUUCAGCCCAGACACGAUCAACAGCUAUCUCUGCUACCUCUACAUUGGCCAAACCCUCUACGCCUCCGAUGUUUUCCUGACAAAGAUAUGCGUCGCCCUCUUCUACCUCCGAAUCUUCCCUGUGGUAACCGUCCAACGUCUUAUAUGGGGUACGAUCGGUGUUGCAGCCCUGGGCAUGGUCAUCUUCGACAUAUUGGCUAUCACACAAUGUCAGCCGAUUAGCUUCUACUGGACAGGAUGGGAUAAGCUGCAUGAGGGACAUUGUCUUGGAAUCAAUCCAUUAGCUUGGGCUAUUGCAGCCGCUGCCCUGUCGCCGAUAAAAGCUAACGUGAGUAGUGUCACCAUUGUCAGCAUCCUGCGACUGCGGUACUUGGUUGCUUUUGGGAACUCUCAGAACCCAACCUGGGACAGUUUCGAGACCUGUUACUGGUCAGUCAUUGAGAUCAACGUUGGCUUAUGGUGUGUCUGUCUUCCUGAUCUCCGAAUCCUUAUCCUCAAGGCGUUCCCAAGACUUGGAAGCUCUAUCGACUCAGGUCCCAGAAAUCAUCACCAAGGAUCAUCUGCACCCAGGCAGCAGGGAAGAACUCCGAGUACCUCGCGUCAUACCGAGAGUACCAUCUUUAAAGGAAAGCCAAGUCAGGCGCAGCAAGAAGCGUCGUCGAGCACGGCUGAGCUGGUUGAGAUGACAACAUUCAUGAAUGAUAGUAGGGGUGUAGUUUAG
Molecule: messenger RNA, 1206 nt
Organism: Fusarium oxysporum Fo47
Lineage: Eukaryota; Fungi; Ascomycota; Sordariomycetes; Hypocreales; Nectriaceae
Product: CFEM domain-containing protein
Exons: 8
Coding region: 1-1206 (401 amino acids)
Source: RefSeq, a predicted model, not a curated record